Sitodiplosis mosellana (orange wheat blossom midge) is the source of this 1683-nucleotide messenger RNA. It is a transcript of the gene Tmem43, whose product is annotated as transmembrane protein 43 homolog. The record is from RefSeq and is a predicted model, not a curated record. Gene Ontology annotation, biological process: nuclear membrane organization. The transcript has 4 exons. Bases 97 to 1281 code for a protein of 394 amino acids. NCBI's taxonomy places the organism in Eukaryota, Metazoa, Arthropoda, Insecta, Diptera, Cecidomyiidae. Gene Ontology annotation, cellular component: nuclear inner membrane.
AAUAAAUUUGUUUUGCGAAUCGUGUGUGCUUCGGCUGAUGGACGUGGAUGAAUCGAUGAGACGAUUCUGAAAAGAGACAGAAGAAGAGGAGGAAAAAUGGACCGGCGAAUACCGUACGUUUCGCUUGUUGAGCGAAGAAAUCUCUUCAUAGACCAUUUCCGAAAGUCAUGGCUCAUCAUCGUAUUUGGUCUGAUUCUUUCGAUAGCCGGUGUUUUUGUGUUACUUAAUAAUGAGCGACAAACAGCACGUAAAAUAGUUUCAUUGGAUGAGGCGCUGUCGAAUGUAAAAACAGUAAAAAUCGACGAAAAUCGCAUGAAAGCCGCCAGUGGCCAGCUUUUACAUAUUAUAGCACAAUUGUACACCGAUGAACCGCUUACCGAACCCGACUACAAUAUCCAAGUGCAGGCGGUUAAACUGAAGAGGCGUGUUCAAAUGUAUCAAUGGGUUGAAGAAGAAACUGAAUCGGUGUAUGGCCAAAGUAUUGAUAUAAUCAAUUCGGAUCAGAAAACUUAUUAUUAUACACAAGAUUGGCGAGAUAAGGUGAUUGAUUCGUCGCUGUUUCACAUGCGACUCGGUCAUGAGAAUCCAAAGGAAUUCCCAAUCAAGAAUCGCAUUCAAACGGCCAAUCAUGUGUUGAUUGGACAUUAUGAGUUGGGUGCCGAAGCCAAAGCAAAAAUCAACAAUUACAUCGAAAUUACAUCAGACACUCGACCCGAAGAUCCGGCUAUAAAAUUACAUUCGGGCCUCUAUUAUCACUGCAACGACGUGUUCAGCCCUGAAAUCGGCGAUAUUCGCUUGCAAUUCCUUACGGCUGGAAUUGAAGGCAGCUUUUACACAAUAGUGGCAAAGUAUGAAAAUGGUCUGUUGGUGCCGUAUGUCACGAGUAUAAAUUCAACGGUUCUGAUUCUGUUGCCCGGACGUCAUACCAUUGAAGAGUCAUUCGUUGCGGCACAUUACGAACGUAAAUUACAUGCAUGGGCAUUACGGUUCAUUGGUUGGGUGCUACUAUUUUUUGCCGCUACAUGCACAACGGACCUAUUAACGGUGGUACUGGGCGAUAUUCGAUUGUUUGCCAUCGUGCUACCGAAUCCACAGCAGCCGUUGUAUGGAAAUGUGCUGGUAUCAUUCUCUCUUGCCAUCAUUAUUAUCGCACUGUGCUGGCUACUGUUUCGACCGUGGCUGGCAUUUGGAAUGCUCUUUGCAGCCACAUCACCAUUUAUCUUUUGUGCUCGCAGCAUUGUCAAUAGCUAUCAUCGAAUUGGCAACACACAAAUUGAUUAGACAAUAUCAUACGGUUUACAUACGAAUGGAAAUAUGCACACAAAACUGAUAUGAUAUUCGGAUUUUGUUCUGUAAACUUAAACUAACUAGUCAUUAGGAUAGACAAAUGCCGAAUUUUAACAAACACUCACACUUUUUAACAUGUAGCAAUUUUGGUUUCGAUAGUUUUAACAAUGUAAAUUAAUUGGAAUUGAAAAUAUAAUGGCAGAUUCGAUUUCCCACCAAAAAAAUAUGACAUUUCACACUUCACCAAACCGAUCGCAUAUGCCAACCACACUGUGACAGCCGGUGCAAUCAAAUAAUACCGUUAGGUGAUGCGAGUGUUUUUUUCUUCUUCUUCUCUCUCUCUGCUGUUCGUUGUCAUUAGCGUUUCAUUUGGUUUGUGUGUCAGUUGCAGCAUAA